AUGCACAAGAUGAGGAGAUUGAAAAUAGGAAUCCGACCGCAGUUGAUGGUCUUGGUGGGGUUUGCAUCGUUGGUAUCACUAUUGAUAUUGGGACUAGUCACCGGAAUCUACUUUAGUGACAAUCUAAAGAGUCUAAGGUCAGAACGACUACUGGUAAUUGCCCAGUUGAAAGCUCUUCAAGUAGAGCAAGCCGUCGACUACUUGGAAAUCACAGUAUCCUCCAUAGCCUCAGUGGAUACAAUAGUCAACUCUAUGCAACAAGCAGACGAAGGAAACACACUGUCUGCGGUAUUCCAGGAAGCUAACGACCUCUUUGAACAAUACAUCUCAACAGACGUACUCCUUUCAGCAAGAAUCUACGACAAAGAUGCAAACCUCUUGUUAGCAACUACUGAUGAUGUCACUGACAACAACAACAACAACAACAACAACGAUGAUCUGCCGUCCAUAUCAAAUGAAAUAAAAAGCCAACUAUAUCCCAUACCAGAUGGAGGACCCGUACCAGAUGUGGUGGACAUCUACGCCAGAGAUGGAUUUUAUUAUUCGGGACCCAUUGCAAGCUCCAACAACUCAUCGGCCAAAUACUAUGCCGGUAUCACCACAUCCAUCCUUGAUCUGGAUAACUCUCUACUCGGUUAUAUAACUGCCAUUGCUGCAGCAGAUGCACUUUCCGCAGCACUAAAUGCAACGUCUUCAGACUACUGGGCGCUUGCAAUACAACCUAUUUACUCAGAUGGUACCUCCGACUACAUUGCAAAUACUACCCAAAACGUCACUGGGUUUGAAGCCGUUUUCCCUAACCCAGGCGGCAUCAUCAAGGUGGGACAAACCUACAAUAUCUCUCGAUAUUCCUUUGUUCGUCACGCGUUCAAGUCUGGAGAUGAAUCUGGUGUAACAACAAAUGUUAAAUCAGUCAGCGGUGCACGUGUUGCAGCCAGCUUUAGAAGAGUAAUUUUUGGUAACUGGAAUUGGUUGAUUGUUACUUCCCAAAGGAGGUCUGAAUUCAAUGCUCCAGUAACAAAAAUGAAGAAAAUCAUUAUUGGCGUUGUUAUUGGAGUAGGUGCAUUCAUGUGUCUUCUCACAUUUACUUUGGCUGCUUGGUUCAUCAGACCAAUAACAAGAUUGAAGGAAGCAACAAUGUCAAUCACUAGAUACAAAAAGGAAAAACACGGAGGCAACUCAGGUUCAGGUUCAGGUUCUGGGUCAGGUUCUGGAACAGGAGCAGGACAAAGACCAGGGUUGGACACGAUGCCAGAUGAUACCUUGUCAGAUGAAAAACAUUCAAAACGAAGUAGUGUGCACACAUUGUCAUCGAGUGGAUCGUCUUCUGUUUACUCCACAGGCAUUAGAUUACCAUCGCGCAUACCAAGAUCAAAGAUGCUAUUUAAAGAUGAGUUAACAGAAUUGUCCGAAGCUUUCAAUAUCAUGACGGGAGAGCUAGAACGACAAUAUGUCCACUUGGAAGAUAGAGUCAAACUUCGGACAAGGGAACUAGAAGCAUCCAAGAUUGAAGCCGAGGCUGCCAACGAAGCCAAGACUGUGUUCAUUGCCAACAUUUCACAUGAGCUUCGUACACCAUUAAAUGGUAUUCUCGGAAUGGCAUCAAUUGCUAUGGAGGAAGAAGACCAAGCACGAAUGAAGGAAUCACUAAAGUUAAUCUAUAGGUCAGGUGAAUUGCUUCUACACAUUUUGACUGAGUUACUCACUUUUUCUAAAAACACAUUGAACAGAUCCAAGUUGGAGAAAUCAAACUUUCAAAUACUCGAAAUAUCAUAUCAAGUUCAAUCAAUAUUCAUCAAAUUGGCCCAAGAUCAACGCGUGAAUUUCAAAAUAUUUGUUAAGCCGAAUAUUUUUCGAAAAUUGAUUUUGUAUGGCGAUUCCAACAGGAUUAUCCAAAUAAUCAUGAACUUGGUGUCCAACUCACUUAAAUUCACACCAGUUGAUGGUUCCGUUGAUGUAACUUUCCGUCUUCUUGGAGAAUACGACCUUGAAAGGUCCAAAAAGGAUAAUUAUGAGCAUGUAUAUGUUUUACCACCACAACAAGAAGAAACAACUUCACCUAUAAAGCAACAAGGAAAACCACUUUCACCGGUUAUAGAAUUUGACCGUCAAAGCGAUUACUUUGCACCAAAACCCAAACCUGCAAUACCAGCAACCAAUAUUGAUGAACUAACGACGGCACUCUAUGGCGGUGCCACAACUAAUGAUAAUGAACAAAUUAAAAACAACAGCAACAAACAAAAUAGCUUUGUUAACAACAACGACAAUGCCAACUAUGAAGACGACGAUGCACACAGUAUUGCAACAAUCUCUACAACACAAUACGAAAGGAAAAUAUUUGAGUCUCAAUUCACGAAUAAGCCAUUGUCAACUCCUUUAAGUAUAUCACCAGGAAACUCUUUGGAAAAAAUUCCAUCCAGAAAUAGUCGAACUCCUUCUGUUACUACAAUCCACGAUCUGACGAGUCUCAACAGGCUUACACUCACGCCAAAUUCUAAUGAUAUGCGCACAUACCCAAAGCUCGACAAGAGGUCAGAUUUUGAUAACGAUAUGGCCAAUAAUGAAGUUGUCAAGAAUGACAAGGCAUAUAGGGUAAGAAACAUGUACAAGCCCAAGACUUGGGUCAUUCAAAUUGAGGUGAAGGAUACAGGUCCUGGUAUCGAGCCGGCAUUGCAAGAAAAAGUAUUUGAGCCGUUUAUUCAAGGUGACCAGACGUUGAGCAGAAGUUAUGGAGGAACGGGAUUGGGACUUAGUAUAUGUCGUCAAUUGGCAAAGAUGAUGAAAGGAACAUUGACUUUGAAAUCAACUGUUGGCCAAGGGUCUACAUUCACAUUGUGCUUGCCAUUGCCUCAAACAGGUGAGAUUAUGAUUCCGCCUCAAGAUUUAGACGAGUUUUGUGAUGAUGAGUUUAACCCUACUGCCAAGGUGAAUAGAAAGGUUGUCUUUGACAAGUCGGUUACCGUGAUGGAUGAUGUGGUUGACGAUAAUACUGCACAAAGUUCUUCUGGUGAAUUGGGUCUGGAGGGCGAAAAGAGCUCUGAUGAGUCUAAAUCUUCAUCAACCUCUACUUCCUCAGUGGCAAGUGCCUCGGGCAAGGUUCCCGAAGCAAUGGUCAAGAGUCUCAAAAAGACGAUAUUUACCGAGAAGCCAGAGUUGCUUCAGCAAGGAUCUACUGGUACAGCAAACUUUGCCCUUUUAACAAAGUCUCCAAAACCGGAACCAAGUGAGCCCAAUUCGGUAGUCAGUGCGAUUACAAACACUAGGAUACUUAUUGCUGAAGAUAACAAAGUUAAUCAGGAAGUUAUUAAGAGAAUGUUGAGGCUAGAAGGGUUCAACAAUAUAUUACUAGCCUGCAAUGGUGCAGAAGCAGUUGAGUUUGUAAAAGAUUCUGAGGCACAGAACAAUCCAUUUGGUCUAAUAUUUAUGGAUGUGCAAAUGCCACAGAUUGAUGGUUUGCUUGCGACAAAGAUGAUUAGACAGAAUUUGCAUUACACAAAACCAAUAAUUGCGCUUACUGCAUUUGCAGAUGAGAGUAAUGUUAAAGAGUGUUACAAUGCUGGAAUGAAUGGAUUUUUGGCCAAGCCCAUCAAAAGGAUGAAUUUGAAAAAGAUUUUUCAAGAGUUUGGACCAGCAUUGAUGGAAGAAGUUUUACAAAAACAGAUCGAGGAGGAAGUUAUUGUAGAGAAGAAUAAAGAGAAACAUACAGUGGGUAAACAAAUUGAAGAGUCGAGUGGAGAGAAACCAAUGGAUUCAAACGAACAACAUGUUGAAUCUGAGGCCAACGAAACUUUGAAAAGAAGAAAAGGCACAAUGUCUGACAUUCAAGAAUAG
This is a messenger RNA of Lodderomyces elongisporus, 3831 nucleotides long. RefSeq names its product hybrid sensor histidine kinase/response regulator. The coding region runs from base 1 to 3831 and encodes 1276 amino acids. The transcript has a single exon. Gene Ontology annotation, molecular function: histidine phosphotransfer kinase activity; phosphorelay sensor kinase activity. Gene Ontology annotation, biological process: phosphorelay signal transduction system; protein autophosphorylation. Gene Ontology annotation, cellular component: plasma membrane. The record is from RefSeq and is a predicted model, not a curated record. NCBI's taxonomy places the organism in Eukaryota, Fungi, Ascomycota, Pichiomycetes, Serinales, Debaryomycetaceae.